AUGGCGGAUCGAAACUUCACAUCUACUGCGCCAGAGUGCCCAGAGCAGCUCCCUGCUGGUUCUCGUUUCAUCACUCCUGAUUGCACGGAUCCAUCUUUCUCCAUGGCCAUUAUCGAUGAUGAAAUCGACGCGGCUACGCCAGUUCCUCAUCGCCUUGUCUCAGGUCACUUCAAUGGGACAACAACGAGGUUUAACAUCUACCUUCCGCCUCGUAACAAGUGGGAAGGUCGCUUCUUUCAAUUCGUCUAUCCUUUGGUUACCGAGGAAGCCAAAGAUGAGACUAUCGCCUUUUCACUAGAGAGCGGCGGCUAUGCCGUCCAGAUCACUGGAAGCAUUGGCUUCCGAGCGGAUGCGGCUGCGGCCAAGGUUGCCAGGCAGGUUGCUGCUAAGUACUAUAAGUCGGGCUGUCGGCACAUUUACGGUUACAUCUAUGGUGGCAGCGGCGGGUCCUUGCAGACCGUCGGUGCAAUUGAGAACUCUCGCGGUGUUUGGGACGGUGCUGUUCCCAUGAUCCAAGCAGUCCCUGUUUCGUUCCUCAACAACCCUGCCAUACGCGCGCUCUCCGGUCUCGUAUUGAAAGACAAGGCCGCCCAGAUCGCCGACGCUGUCCGGCCUGGCGGGGGUGAUCCACGAGAGAAUCUAACCGCAAUGGAGCGAGCCGUUUUUGACGAGGCGACGAUGCUGGGUAUUCCUUUGGGAGUGUGGGAGGUAUUCGACCUUGUUACAGACUCGGCUGUAUUGGCUUUGUUCAGCGAUGGAGUUGCGUCACACGAUCCGACGUACGCCCAAGAUUUCUGGAACGCACCUGGGUAUCUCGGUACGGAGCAGUCGGAGCUCGGUGACUUGAUCAGAGCGCAGGCUGUGAAUCACACGGCGCGCAUCAACAGCAUCGAGAGGGCCGGGAACCAGACCAUUCGCCUCUUACUGGACAGCGCACCUCCGACGCAGCCCGGGCUUCAUUUUGAGCUUCAUAAUGAUCAAGGCGAAAGUUCCGGUGCCCUCGUUGGCACUUUGGACGGCACAACCUUCACGGUCGAGGUAGACAAGAAUGAGGACAUCUUCUCUCUUGUUAACCAAAAUUCUACCGUCCAGAUCGACAACUUGCUCUUCAUUGCCGUACACGCAUAUUACCGUCAUCAGAUUCCCAAGAGAGAUGGGUUUUACGGCUUCGACCAAUUCAAAGACGCCACUGGCCAACCUAUUCAUCCCCAGCGCUCCGUUGAUGGUAGCCUCAACGCAGCCGAGUCAACGAGCCAGGGGCGAUUUACGGGGCAAAUUCAAGGCAAGAUGAUUGCCGUCAACAGUCUUCUCGACUACGAUGCAUUCCCUUGGCACGCGGACUGGUACCGCAGUCAAGUAGAGGGCGCUCUCGGUUCUCGUGCCAACGACAAUUACCGCCUAUGGUUCAACGAGCACGCUGACCACACCUUUGCCGCCGGGUUCGAUGAAAGCCUCCCGGCUGGUGCGCGUGCCGCACGUAUCGUCGAUACUUCCCCCAUUGUUCACCAAGCGUUGCGAGAUCUCAGCGCCUGGGUAGAGCAGAGCAUUGAUCCAUCGCCGUCUACAAACUAUACAGUUGUUGACGGCCAGGUUCUGGUUGCUGAGGCUGCUUCGCAGCGAUUCGGAGUACAGCCUGCGGUCACUCUGCAAGUCAAUGGCUCCGAUAGAUAUGACGUUGCCGCCGGCACACCGGUAAUUUUCGAUAUGUUCGCUGAGGUCCCCCCUGGCACAGGCAAGAUCAUCGCGACGGAGUGGGAUUUCAUGGGCCGCGGAGAGUUUACGGCGGUGCCGUUGGCUCCCGUCAAUGAAUCUGUCGACGCUUCAGUCCACUUUGUGUACGAGGAGCCGGGGACUUAUUUCCCUGCGAUCAAGGUGACUGCACACCGAGAUGGCGAUACAGAGGCUGUCUUUGGGCGGGUCUCCAACCUUGGUCGCUGCCGAAUUGUGGUCUCCUAA
Molecule: messenger RNA, 1956 nt
Organism: Verticillium dahliae VdLs.17
Lineage: Eukaryota; Fungi; Ascomycota; Sordariomycetes; Glomerellales; Plectosphaerellaceae
Exons: 1
Coding region: 1-1956 (651 amino acids)
Source: RefSeq, a predicted model, not a curated record